Lacerta agilis (Sand lizard) is the source of this 1522-nucleotide messenger RNA. RefSeq names its product GA binding protein transcription factor subunit beta 2 (gene GABPB2). The record is from RefSeq and is a predicted model, not a curated record. Gene Ontology annotation, cellular component: nucleus. NCBI's taxonomy places the organism in Eukaryota, Metazoa, Chordata, Lepidosauria, Squamata, Lacertidae. Gene Ontology annotation, biological process: positive regulation of transcription by RNA polymerase II. Gene Ontology annotation, molecular function: transcription cis-regulatory region binding; protein binding. Bases 114 to 1475 code for a protein of 453 amino acids. The transcript has 9 exons.
UUUUUUUUUUUUGAAAAAAGGAAAUAUGCCGGUAGGAAGUUAGGAGAGGAGAAGAACCGAACCCCAGGCGCCUCUGAGGGGAUUUUUGAAACCACCUGUUCCCAUGUAUCAAGAUGUCCCUGGUGGACCUGGGGAAGAGGCUGCUGGAAGCGGCUCGCAAAGGCCAAGAUGACGAAGUCAGGACGUUGAUGGCAAACGGUGCGCCUUUCACUACGGACUGGUUGGGAACAUCCCCUCUUCACCUGGCAGCUCAGCAUGGCCACUAUUCCACGGCGGAAGUCCUGCUCCGAGCGGGAGUGAGCAGAGAUGCACGGACCAAGGUGGACAGGACGCCGCUGCACAUGGCGGCCGCUGAUGGGCACUCGCACAUCGUGGAGCUCCUCAUCAGGAAUGGUGCCGACGUGAAUGCCAAGGACAUGCUGAAGAUGACUGCGUUGCACUGGGCGACGGAGCACAACCACCGCGACGUCAUUGAGCUGCUCGUCAAGUACGGGGCCAACGUGCACGCCUUCAGCAAGUUUGACAAGUCUGCCUUUGACAUCGCGCUGGACAAGAACAACCCAGAGACCUUGUUGAUACUGCAGGAGGCAAUGCAAAACCAGGUCAACACCAACCCCGAGAGAGUGAACCCGGUCCCAGGCUCCGUCACCGUGGGCCAGCCGUUUAUUUUGGCCUCAGGGGACAUGAUGAGUCUGGCCAGCAUCGUCUCCUCGGCAGGCACCAAAACAACCUCAGGCGAUUCCCACAUUUCCACAGUGCAGUUUCCAAACUCAACAACCUCAGUCCUCGCCACGCUGGCAGCCAUUGCAGAAGCCUCCGGCCCGCUUUCCAACUCAAACAGAGCCCCCGCGCCUGAGGAAACAGUGGACUCCAGCUCUGCCAAUUCCCCCCUCCAGCACGUGGUCAGUGGCGGGGGCCGGCGGAUUAUCACGAUCAUGACCGACGGCGUCCAUCUGGGCAACCUCCAGGCGGCCCUUCCCAGUGGGGCCCUCGGCCAGCCCUUCAUCGUGACAAUGCAGAAUGGGCAGCAAGUCCUCACAGUGCCUGCUGGUCAGGUUGCAGAAGAAACCAUCAUCGAGGAGCAAAGUGACAGCGAUCACCACAUAGUAGAGGAGGAGGAGGAGGAAGAGCCCCCUGCCAAGAAAAUCAAGGUGGAGAAAGUUGCAGAUGACCUGGAAGAAAGCAAGGACAGCCGCGAGAGGGAGAUGUUGCAGCAGCAGCUGCAGGAGGCCAACCGGCGUGCUCAGGAGUACCGCAGCCGGCUGAUGAAGAAGGAGCUGGAGGCCGAGGGGUACCGGCAGAAGCUGGAAGCCAUGGACAGGCAGCAGGCCAACGGGACGGAAGAGGUUGCGGAGGACGACGGCGAAGGCCAGGCGGUCAGCUCUGCCGGCGUGUCGGAGGAGGAAGCCGUCAGCUCCACAGUGGACCUGGAACUCCCGACCGACGUCGCGGUGGAGACGGUCAGCACCUCGUAACCCUUCAGGUCUCCCUUUCGCUUACUUUCUUAAAAUAGGAAAAUCAA